GGCCGGGCCGGGCGGGGCGCUGGACACUAGCCCUUCCCGCGGCGCGGCUGUGGCCGGCGGGGCGGCGAUGCAGCGGAGCGGCGCGGGCGCGGCGGCCGCGGCCCCCUGGGAGGCGUGUUUCCAGGCGGCCGUGCAGAUGGCGCUGCAGGCCGGACAGAUCAUCAGGAAAGCCCUUUCGGAGGAAAAACGGGUCUCUACCAAAACCUCAGCUGCAGACCUAGUGACAGAAACAGAUCACCUUGUGGAAGAUUUAAUUAUUUCUGAGCUGCAGAAUAAAUUUCCUUCACACAGGUUCAUUGCGGAAGAGGCUGCGGCCACGGGGGCCAAGUGCGUGCUCACCCCCGACCCCACCUGGAUUGUGGACCCCAUUGACGGCACCUGCAACUUUGUGCACAGAUUCCCAACUGUGGCUGUGAGCAUUGGGUUUGCCGUGAACCAAGAGCUGGAAUUCGGUGUGAUUUACCACUGCACUGAGGAGCGGCUGUACACGGGCCGGCGGGGCCAGGGCGCCUUCUGCAAUGGCCAGCGGCUGCAGGUCUCCAGGGAGACAGAUCUCUCAAAGGCCUUGGUGCUUACAGAAAUCGGUCCCAAGCGUGACCCGACGACUCUGAAGCUGUUCCUGAGCAACAUGGAGCGGUUACUCCACGCCAAAGCUCACGGGGUCCGAGUGAUUGGCAGCUCCACCCUGGCGCUCUGCCUCCUGGCCUCUGGGGCAGCGGAUGCCUAUUACCAGUUCGGGUUGCACUGCUGGGACCUGGCCGCCGCCACGGUCAUCAUCAGAGAAGCUGGCGGCGUGGUGAUGGACACCUCAGGCGGACCCCUCGACCUCAUGUCCUGCAGAGUGGUGGCAGCUGGCACCCAGGAAUUGGCGUCACUCAUAGCUCAGGCCCUACAGACGAUUAACUAUGGGCGGGAUGAUGACCAGUGACAGGGAACGGGACAGAACAAACGCCAGAGCACCUGGGCGCGGCAGGAGGCGCCUGAGCAGCCCGAGCUCCACCCACGGCCCACCCAGUGCCCACGGCUCCCCCCCACCCCACUGCAGAGCCAAGCACUCCUGUCUGUGGCUCUGCGGAGUGCCAACUCUUCCUCUCGGGUCUGCUCUCAGUGAUCUCACACAACCUUCAGCAGGUUGUUUGAAAUUGUUCUGUGAGGGCCCGAACCCAAAUCUCAGAUGACAUUUGGACUGUGCUGUCUCAUCUACACACACACACA
Sorex fumeus (smoky shrew) is the source of this 1215-nucleotide messenger RNA. RefSeq names its product inositol monophosphatase 2 (gene IMPA2). NCBI's taxonomy places the organism in Eukaryota, Metazoa, Chordata, Mammalia, Eulipotyphla, Soricidae. Bases 68 to 928 code for a protein of 286 amino acids. The transcript has 8 exons. The record is from RefSeq and is a predicted model, not a curated record. Gene Ontology annotation, biological process: inositol metabolic process; signal transduction; phosphatidylinositol phosphate biosynthetic process. Gene Ontology annotation, molecular function: inositol monophosphate 1-phosphatase activity.